Microthlaspi erraticum is the source of this 1797-nucleotide messenger RNA. The record is from the annotation of a GenBank genome assembly. NCBI's taxonomy places the organism in Eukaryota, Viridiplantae, Streptophyta, Magnoliopsida, Brassicales, Brassicaceae.
AUGAGGAGGGAGAAAUACAAAUCUUACGAUGAAAGGGAGGCCAACUACUGUCAAGUAUUCGUCGAGCACAUGGCGAAAGAUGCCUUGACCUGGUUCUCUAACCUCCCCGCCGAGUCGAUCGAUAACUUCGACGACCUAACCAAUGCUUUUCUGAAGCAUUACUCCAUGCACAUGACCCGAAUCACUCGGAACAUGUUCACCACAACGCAAACCCAAGGCGAACCAUUGCGCAGCUUUAUGGAAAGGUUCAAACAAGCAGCUCGCGACACUGGCGACAUGCCCGAUAGCGUCCCGCUGGAAGCACUCCGCAACGGCCUCUGGUACGACUCCAAGUUUAAGGAGGAUUUGUCACUAAAACCCCCUGCGACUCUGGAGGACGCGUUCCACCGCUCUCGGAACUACAUCUUCCUCGAGGAAGACCAGCGCUUCUACGCCGAGAAACAUGGAGAUAGGAGGGCAACCUCCAGCCGACAACAGCCCGAGCAGGAACCGCAUCACAUCAAGAAACGGGCAACAGAUGUCGCGACGCCCGAUCUCGACGACUCUGACACGUUUUGCCGCCUCCACGGAACCGGUGACCACUCUACAAGAAACUGCCGACGCCUAACUCGCGAUCUCCUUCGGAGAUACCAGCACGGGGAGCUACCACCGAUAAAAGGGGACCGCUCUCGUCACAGACGAAAGCCGGCACAACCCGUAAUCCCGGAAAACACGCCGGAUGACCAUGAAUACGCAGCGGUGGAGCACGAUCGCAACCCGACCCGCGAAGAAAUCCCCACUAUCAUCUUCACGGAUCAAGAUACGGCGGGGCUGGAUACCCCUCACGUCGACCCACUCGUGGUCAGCUUGCACAUCAGUGACUCCAGCGUAGCAAGAAUCCUGAUCGAUACCGGGAGCACGGUGAAUCUAAUCUACAAAGAGACCCUCAACCGCAUGGAAAUCAGCAGAGACCAGAUCAAGCGUUCGUUGUACUCCCUCACCGGGUUCACCUCCGAACACGUCUCCAGUGAAGGCACGAUCCGCCUACCUAUCCACGUCGGCGGAACAACCAAAGCCGCCGAAUUCUUCGUCAUCGAUAAACCAGCCAUUUACAACGCCAUUUUGGGCACCCCAUGGCUCCACGAGAUGAAGGCCGUCGUCUCGACCUUUCACCAAUGUGUGAAAUUCCCGGCACAAUCAGGAAUUUACACACUGAGAGGGAAUCAGGGGGCAGCAAGGUCAUGCUUCCUCUAUGAGCGACGGCUCCGCCUAGCAGCAACAUGCACCGCAAACGAGGAAAUGGAUCCACGCCUUCCAUACCACCAGAGACCAAAGCCGGCCCUCGUCGACGAGGUGAAUAUCGACGAAUCGUCCGGAAAGGUGCGUUGGCAUCGGUGGCGACCUCGACGAAAAGAUAAAGAGCAACUGGUCACAUUGCUCAAACAGAACGUGCACCUUUUCGCAUGGUCAAUGGCAGAUAUGAAAGGGAUCGACCCGGCAAUCACAUCCCACGAGCUAAACGUGGACUCUACCUACAAACCCAUGAGACAGAAAAGACGCAAGCUCGGCGCCGAUAAAGCUCAAGCAGUCAAUGAAGAAGUGGAAAAGCUACUUAGAGCCGGAUCGAUCACUGAAGAUAGCUUCCCUUUACCGCAUAUCGAUCGCCUCGUCGAGGCCACGGCAGGGAAUGAAUUACUAUCCUUCAUGGACGCCUUUUCAGGAUACAAUCAGAUCUUCAUGCAUCCCGAUGAUCGCGAGAAGACGGCAUUCAUUACCGAUCGUGGCACCUAUUGCUAUAAAGUGAUGCCUUCGGCCUGA